Molecule: messenger RNA, 3424 nt
Organism: Ahaetulla prasina
Lineage: Eukaryota; Metazoa; Chordata; Lepidosauria; Squamata; Colubridae
Exons: 25
Coding region: 140-3424 (1094 amino acids)
Biological process (GO): xenobiotic metabolic process
Cellular component (GO): intracellular membrane-bounded organelle; cytoplasm
Molecular function (GO): heme binding; oxidoreductase activity, acting on paired donors, with incorporation or reduction of molecular oxygen, reduced flavin or flavoprotein as one donor, and incorporation of one atom of oxygen; iron ion binding
Source: RefSeq, a predicted model, not a curated record
UAUAAAACCAGAUGUUCAUGGAAAAAGGAAACAUUUGGGACUAAUAUUAUGGAGGACAAGUCUCAAGUAGAUUGUUGAAAGCUUUUUUCCAACCCCAAAUUCUCAUCACUUCUGCUACAUCAAAGCUAGAAGAAUAAGCAUGAAGGUAGAUCUGGUCCCUGGGACAAUAAUAUUGUUCAUUCUCUUUCUGCUCAUAUUCUGGACCUUUCGAUUUCAGCAAGCAAGAGGCAGGCUCCCUCCUGGCCCUACACCCUGGCUCUUUCUAGGGAAUGUACUACAAAAAGAUGUUUUCCCUCUGUAUAAAACCUACCCAAAGCUCAGUAAGAAGUAUGGUCCAGUUUUUACUCUCUGGAUAGGAACUAAGCCACUCGUUGUGAUUUGUGGAUAUGAGGCAGUGAAAAAUGCUUUGGUAACUCAUAGUGAAGAAUUUGGUGGACGACCUCCAGUACCUUUCCUCUAUCAGAUAACAAAGGGCAAUGGGAUUAUUAGUGAAGACAAGAAAUGGAAGGUUAUACGUCGUUUUACUGUCACCACACUACGGAACUUUGGAAUGGGACGGAAGUCAAUGGCUGAAAGGAUAUUGGAAGAAGCCCACUAUUUGGUGAAGAGGAUAACAACCUUUGAAGGUCAACCCUUUGACAUACUCUCACCUAUCACAUCUGCUGUUUCUAAUGUUACGUGCUCUGUUGUCUUUGGGAAUCGACUCUCUUAUGAAGCCAAAAUCACUGAACUAUUGGAUAUCUUACAGACAUUCUCAGGAUUAUUUACGAGUCCUUCAGGAACGGUGUACAACGCUUUGCCAAAUAUCAUGAACUUCCUUCCUGGACCUCAUAAGAAAGUUUUCUCUGACUGUAACAAGGUCUGUGACUUCAUUAGGAAUGAAGUGGACACUCACAAGAAGACCCUGGAUCCAGACAAUCCUAGAGACUAUAUUGAUUGUUUCCUCCUUAAAUUAGAAAAGGAAGAAAUGGCGUCUGAGAGGAACUUCUGCCAAUCUAAUCUUGUGAUUACUGUGUUUGCUCUCUUUGCUGCUGGGACAGUAACUACAAGCUAUGCUUUGCUCCGCAGCCUCCUUCUAAUAGCUAAAUUGCCACACAUUCAAGCUAAGGUGCAACAGGAGAUUGAUGAGGCAGUGGGUACAAAUCGAACUCCAAGCAUGGAAGACCGGUUGAAGAUGCCUUUCACAAAUGCUGUGAUCCAUGAGGUUCAACGUUAUCAGACUGUGAGCCUUGAGAACCUUCCGCGGGCAACAACCUGUGAUGUAAAAUUCCAUGGUUACAACUUUCCCAAGUACAUGGCUGUUGUGCCAGUCCUCUCCUCAGUACAUUGUGAUCCUCUCCAUUGGGAGACUCCAGAGAAGUUCAACCCAGAUCAUUUUUUGGAUGAAAAGGGCCAAUUCAGGAAAAGAGAUGCUUUCAUGCCAUUCUCAGCAGGGAAAAGGGCCUGUCCAGGAGAGGCCCUGGCUAGGAUGGAGCUCUUCCUGCUCUUCAGCACUUUGCUUCAGAAGUUCAUCUUUUAUUUGGAUGGGGACACCAAAGACACAGAUGUAAAGUCUUUGUUUAUGGAUUUCAAAGAUAAGAAUCAAUACCCUCUUAUACGAGCCGUUAAACGUUCAGUGGACACUAGUGUUCAAAUUGGCAGCUUACUUCCAACCCCAAAAUUUUAUCUCUUCUACUCCAUCAAGGCAAGAAGAAUAAAUGUGCAGGUGAAGCUGGGUCUUCAUGUUUCACCAAUGCCUGAAGCUUCCAACACUAUUAAAUGUAUUGCUGUCCUUAUGAAAGAAAUCAAAGAAUGUACUAUUGUGGCCAAAUCAGUUAUUAUAUGUGCAAAGGUCUUUUUGAACAUCACUAAAGCCUGUGAAAAGCGAUACAGGAAGAGGGCCUGUCAAGGAGAGGCCCUGGAGCUCUUCCUGUUCAAGAACUUCAUGUUAUAUCUGGGUGGGGACACUGAAGACACAGAUAGCAAAAUAACUCAGAAGAGGAUGGAGCUGACAUGGGCAGGAGCUCUGCUUCUUCUCUCGAUAAUUCUCACUCUUUUCUCAUCUUUCCAAAUGUACAAGAAAAAAGGGCAGUUGCCCCCUGGACCUACUCCAUGGCCUAUUCUGGGGAACCUCUUUCAGCAAGAUGUUUUACCUCUAGAUAAAUCCUCUAAAAAGCUUAUAGCGAAGUAUGGACCUAUAUUUACUGUCUGGAUUGGAUCAAAACCAAUGGUUGCUCUUUGUGGAUAUGAGGUGGUAAAAGAUGCUUUGAUAAAUCAAGCAGAAGAAUUUGGACUCGAUACUACUGAUGAGAAGAAAUGGAAGGAGCUGCGACGGUUCACACUGUCCACCUUGAGACAUUUUGGAAUGGGGAAGAAAAGAAUGUCUGAAAGGGUGCAGGAGGAAGCCCUUUGCCUGGUGGAGGAAAUAGCUGCCAAAAAAGGUUCUCUAAAGAAACUGAAAGUUGUUCUCAUAAACAAAAUUAGAAGUGCUGUUUCUAAUGUGAUCUGUGCAGUCGUCUUUGGCAAUCGAUUUGAUUACAAAGAUCACACCUUCAUAGAGAACCAGCAGAUUAUGAAGUCUCAAAUAAGAUUUCUUACUAGUUUCCUAGGACUGAUCUACAAUACUUUUCCAAAAAUAAUGGAAUACUUUCCUGGGAAACAUGUCAAGAUUUUUGCUGAGAUUAAAAAACUCUGCGAUUAUAUACGUGAGGAGGUAGAAUUGCACAAGAAAACGUUGGAUCCUCAGAACCCACGUGAUUAUAUUGAUUGCUUCCUUCAUAGAUUGGAGAAGGACCAGAACUCAUCUGAGGGUAUCUACUCUCCUGAAGAACUUGUAUUCACUGUGUUUGGUCUCUUUACUGCUGGGACAGUAACUACAAGCAAUACUUUGCUCUGCAGCCUCCUAGCAAUGGCUAAAUUGCAACACAUUCAAGCUAAGGUGCAACAGGAGAUUGAUGAGGCAGUGGGUACAAAUCAAACUCCAAGCAUGGAAGACCGGUUGAAGAUGCCUUUCACAAAUGCUGUGGUCCAUGAGGCUCAACGUUAUCGGACUGGGACUGCUGAGAGCUUUCCACGGGCAACAACCUGUGAUGUAAAAUUCCAUGGUUACGACAUUCCUAAGUACAUGGCUGUUGUGCCAGUCCUUUCCACAGUACAUUCUGAUCCUCUCCAUUGGGAAACUCCAGAGAACUUCAAUCCGGAUCAUUUUUUGGAUGAAAAGGGCCAAUUCAGGAAAAGAAAUGCUUUCAUGCCAUUCUCAGCAGGGAAAAGGGCCUGUCCAGGAGAGGCCCUGGCUAGGAUGGAGCUCUUCCUGCUCUUCAGCACUUUGCUCCAGAAGUUCACCUUUUAUUUGGAUGGGGACACCAAAGACACAGAUGUAAAAUCUUUGUUUAUGGACUUCAAAAAUAAGAAUCAAUACCCUCUUAUACGAGCUGUUAAACGUUAA